UUCAGUUUAAACUUUCAAUGAACUAAUAAAAAACAAUUUGUAUAUUUCAAUACCUGCCUAUGUAUUUAUUCAUAUUCAAUUAAUUCAAUUACGUGUUAUUGUGUGCAUUAAUAAUGGAAGAGGAUAAAUUCGCGCUGGUUGAAAAAAUAAUAAAAGAUAUUGAAAAUGUUUUGUCGAAAAACGCUGAGUUGUACGCUUUCGACAUAGUUCCAGUGGAUAGUAAUUUUCGCAAUAAAACUCCGGUUCUUCAUUUAGAAAAUUGCUUAGGGCUGGAGUCGUGGUGUGUUAAACAUGUGUACAUGUAUUGCUACUCAGAAUUAAUGGAUAAAUAUUUCUGCAAAACUAAACGUCGAAACAGCACACUCGGCUCUAUACAUUCGGAAAAACUAGGUCGAUUAUUGAGUGUAACACUUUUACUGAACCCAGAACUUAAUACAUUAUGGAACAAAAGGCGUGAUAUGGUACUCAGAAAUUUAUUAGAAAAAAGUUCAGAGUUGAAAUUGACUAGAUUAGUAUUGUCAAGGAAACCCAAAUGUAAUGAGGCGUUUGGGUAUAGACGAUGGCUACUCGAGGCUAUAUUACAAGAUGAAAACCUCCAAUCAAACUAUGUCCAGAAUCUUGUUAACGAGGAGCUUCAUCUCUGUCAAAUUGCCUCAGAUAAGAGUCCUAAUAAUUAUCACAGUUGGAACCAUCGUAUGUGGUUGCUUAAUACAUUAAAGAAAAUUACAAAUUUUAGCUUGGACCUCUUAUACAUCAAAGAAUAUAAUUUCUCGGAAAGAUGGACAUCAAAACAUGUUUCAGAUUUUAGUUGUUUUCACUAUAGACAAUAUUGCAUAAAAAAUGUUAUCUUACAUUUGAAUGAUGUAUUCUGGAAAAUGUUUCAAAACAGCAUUGAAAUUGACUUACGUAAAUGUUUUGUUAAUGUUCUGUUAAAAGCUUUACAGAAUGAUAUGACUUUACUGAACACAGAUGAAAAUUUAAUGGAGUACUCUGACGAAAAGUUAAUAAAUUUGCUCCUUUCAAAUACUAGAAAUUGUAACUGUAAACAUAAUAAUGUUUAUCUAUGUAGAAAAUUUGAAGUACUUUUCCAUGAAUUAGUUUUAAAUAGUGAAUUGAUACAGUUCUAUAAGUGGCAUGAGUCACUAUGGUACCAUAGACGGUACAUCGUUCAUGAGUUGAUCAUUUCCAUGUAUGAAUAUUUCGGAUUGAAGAAGCAGAAUGGGGCUCUAGUCAAAGACAAUUGUAAGAAAUGUAAUUCUAAUGAUUUAAGGCAAAAGCAAGUGAAGAUAGUAAGAUAUGAUUGUAAUCGUGUUUAUUCUAGUGCUAUAUUUAAAGUGCUCAUCUCGCAUGAAAGAAAGUUCAUUGCAGAAAGAAACGGUGAUUCAGAUAAAUUUGCAGAAAGACAUGAAAAAUACUUGAAAUUUGUUGAAGGAUUGAAUAUUGUUAUAUGAAUAGUUCUGUGUUUCUUGUGUGAAUUUACGUUUAAGCAAACAAAUGCUGUACUUAAACUGGAGUCAAGUUAUGGCUAGCGAAGGCUGCUGCGAUUGGCUGAAUGCUUGGAAUCUUUUUACAUUUGUAAUCGCAGGUAUUUUUUUUAAAAUUGUAAUUCUAGUUUUGAAACAGGAUUUUGUAUGAUCUAAUCAAAUAAGAUAAUGUUAUAAAAGUAUACCACACUAUUAAAAGACAUUUUAAUUAAAA
Messenger RNA from Bombyx mandarina (wild silkworm), 1698 nucleotides. RefSeq names its product protein prenyltransferase alpha subunit repeat-containing protein tempura (gene temp). Gene Ontology annotation, biological process: protein prenylation. Gene Ontology annotation, cellular component: cytoplasm. Gene Ontology annotation, molecular function: protein prenyltransferase activity. NCBI's taxonomy places the organism in Eukaryota, Metazoa, Arthropoda, Insecta, Lepidoptera, Bombycidae. The record is from RefSeq and is a predicted model, not a curated record.